Peromyscus eremicus (cactus mouse) is the source of this 936-nucleotide messenger RNA. RefSeq names its product BCL2 interacting killer (gene Bik). Bases 111 to 587 code for a protein of 158 amino acids. The transcript has 5 exons. Gene Ontology annotation, biological process: apoptotic mitochondrial changes; male gonad development; apoptotic process. NCBI's taxonomy places the organism in Eukaryota, Metazoa, Chordata, Mammalia, Rodentia, Cricetidae. The record is from RefSeq and is a predicted model, not a curated record.
CUCACAUUAACCCGCCUCUGGCCAGCGCCCCCGACUCUGCCACCGCCGUCCCGACCGAGAGGUGUUCGGGCAGCUCGCCCGCCGCUACGCCAGCGCGCCCGGCAGAAGACAUGUCGGAGGCAAGACUCAUGGCCAGAGACCUCAUCAAGACUGUCUUGCAUGACCAGGUCCCCCGACCUCCAGUGGCUCCUGGGGCUCCCAGCAUGAAGGAGCCUGUGGAGGAAGAAAACAUUAGUCCUGUGAGAGACUUGGACCUCGUGGAGUGCCUGGAGGACAGAAACCAGGUGGCCCUGAGGCUGGCCUACAUCGGUGAUGAGAUGGACCUGUGUCUGCGGAGCCCCCGUCUGGCCCAGCUGCCUGGGAUUGCCAUGCACAGACUCGCCGUCACCUACAGCCAGACGGGUGUCAGGGGCGUUUUCAGGAGCCUGAUUCGUGGCCUCACCAACCUCAGGGAAAACAUUUGGUCCUGGAGAGUCCUGACUCCUGGCACCUGGGUGUCACCUGACCAGGCCCAAGGACAGCUGUUUCCCAUGGUGCUGUUGGUUCUCUUGCUGCUGGGCGAGGCCCUGCAUUUGCAGCUUCAGUGAAGCCCAGCGCGGGCAGGGCCGGUCCCUGCCCCUCAACCACCCCCUAGAGGUGCCGGCACCCUAACUGUGGUGUUUUCUGACAGCCCCCCCCCCCCUUUUUUUAAUAUUUAACUCAGGAUAGUGCUGAGAUUUCAUACAGGUUUUCUGAGUUUUUGUAAGGCAAAUGAAUUCACUCUACCUCAGGGGCAUUACUGGCUACAUGCCCCUGAGGCCUGGCUGGCCCCUCUCUUGACCCCUGCCUGCUUCCUCUCUGUAGGCUGGUCCUGUGGCCACCAGUGGGGGGAGUGCUGGCCACACCCCUGUUUGUGAAGCCUUGAGGCACAGAAUCUACUGGACUAGAUUCCUUGAG